AUGGCUGAAAUUCAUGAUCUUGCUAACACCAUAAUCCCUUCAUCUACAAUAUCCAACCCCCGAAAGAGGAAGCAAUUGACUCGGACAUCCAAAAAGGGAGAAGUUGAAGAGGAUGACACGGAGUGGGUCCCUAGCCAACGAGAGACGGGUGCUAUCACCAAACUUUGGAGUGAUAAUGAUGAAAUUUUUCUACUUGAAGCUUUGAGGAAUAGCCAUGACAAGUCUGAUAUGAUCAUGUUACAUAGUAUUACCAUGGGAUGUUUUGAAAGACCAUUUUCCAAACUUCAGGUGAGUCGUAAGGUCCGAACUCUCAAGACUAAGUUCUUCAACACUUCAGAAGAGGUUUUGCCUGCAAGCACCCAUGAAGCCAAGAUUCGCGAGCUUUCCAGAGAGAUUUGGGGUCAAACUCAAACUACAACUGUAGAUGUUGGUCCUUUUUUGACACCAAGAGAGUUGGAGGCACGCUAUCCACGUGUCAGUGCUAGUAUAGAUGAUCUGCCCCCAUAUAACAAGAUGACUGUGGAAGCAAAAAACGUGAUAAGAGAAUGCAUGUGCUUUAUUUCUCCAGAAGAGCUUCAUGAGAUCGAAUAUGAAUGGGCUGAUUAUCGUGAAGGGGAGGUCAUGAGUACUGCAAAACAGAUGUCUCUCAGCAAUAAAGAGUCCAAACUGCUUCAAAAGGGAAGACAUGCUUAUAACCUAGAGCAUAGAGUUGUUUAUCAUUCUCACUAG
This is a messenger RNA of Lactuca sativa (garden lettuce), 729 nucleotides long. Lineage: Eukaryota; Viridiplantae; Streptophyta; Magnoliopsida; Asterales; Asteraceae. The record is from RefSeq and is a predicted model, not a curated record.